AUGACCAGUCCCACCCGUGAACGCCGUCCGUCAAUCGGAGCUCCAAUAUCAGAUCUGCAGGGCCCCGUUGGACCUGGAUUCAGCCGCCCGAAACACAAACGUACAUUUACUGGGUUGCUGCCCCAGGAUAUCAAAAAAGUCGAAGCCAGCAUCCCGGAACCGCAGCGAGAAGCCUGGCGCAAGUUUUCUGCAGAAGAAUUCAAGACGAAAGAUGAAUUCGGGAAAGAAGUUGUUCGCCAUGUCGAAACUACCCUUGCUCGGUCGCUCUUCAACUGUGAUGAAUUGGCGGCAUACUCUGGCACUGCAUUGGCAUUUCGUGACCGACUUAUUAUUGAAUGGAAUAAAACUCAACAGCGACAGACAUUUGUAGACCAGAAGAGAGUUUACUAUCUUUCUCUUGAAUUUUUGAUGGGGCGAGCUUUGGACAAUGCUAUGCUGAAUGUGGGAUUGAAGCAAGUUGCGAGAGAGGAUGUCAUUAGUCAAGAGCAUGAUGCAGCCUUGGGAAACGGCGGACUUGGACGUCUUGCAGCCUGCUUCCUUGACAGCCUCGCAUCUCUUAACUACCCUGCAUGGGGGUAUGGAUUGCGAUAUCGAUACGGUAUUUUUAAGCAAGAGAUAAUCAACGGCUAUCAGAUUGAAGUCCCUGAUUACUGGCUCGAUUUCAACCCAUGGGAGUUCCCUCGCUAUGAUGUUACUGUUGAUAUCCAGUUUUAUGGUUCGGUUAGAAAAUAUCAGGAUGAAAAUGGGAAAACUAACUACUCUUGGGAAGACGGAGAAAUUGUUCAAGCAGUUGCCUAUGAUGUGCCCAUUCCUGGCUAUGCAACACCAACGACCAACAAUCUCCGUCUUUGGUCAAGUAAGGCUGCCAGUGGGGAGUUUGAUUUCCAAAAAUUCAACGCAGGCGAAUAUGAAAGCGCUGUUACCGAUCAGCAGCGCGCGGAAACCAUAUCGGCUGUUCUCUACCCUAAUGAUAGCCUUGACCGCGGUAAGGAACUGCGCUUGAAACAGCAAUACUUUUGGCGAUUCAAAAAGACUAAACGCGCAUGGUCAGAGUUCCCUGAUCAAGUGGCGAUCCAGCUGAACGACACUCAUCCAACUCUUGCAAUAGUGGAACUGCAACGAAUCCUCAUUGAUCAAGAGGGACUAGAAUGGAAUGCGGCUUGGACUAUCGUUUCCAGCACAUUCGGCUAUACGAAUCACACUGUUUUGCCCGAAGCCUUGGAGAAAUGGUCCGUUCCUCUGAUCCAGACCCUCCUUCCUAGGCAUUUGCAAAUUAUCUACGAUAUAAAUUUGCUCUUCCUUCAAAUGGUGGAGAAAAUGUUCCCGAAGGAUCGUGAUCUGUUAAGGAACGUUUCGAUAAUCGAAGAGUCUCAGCCGAAAAUGGUUCGAAUGGCCCAUUUGGCAAUUAUCGGAUCUCACAAAGUCAAUGGCGUAGCAGAGCUACACUCCGACCUCAUCAAGACGACUAUAUUUAAGGAUUUCGUUGAGAUAUAUGGGCCGGACAAAUUCACGAAUGUAACAAACGGCAUCACACCUAGAAGAUGGCUCCAUCAGGCCAAUCCUCGCCUCUCUAACCUCAUUGCGUCGAAGCUUAGUGACGGCUUUUUGAAGGAUCUCACAUUACUCGAUAAGCUUGAGGCAUACAUCGACGACAAAUCGUUCAGGAGAGAGUGGGCGGAUAUCAAACAUGCUAACAAGGUUCGCCUUGCGAACCAUAUCUUUAGUACCACCGGGAUCCGUGUCGACCCGAAAGCGCUGUUUGAUAUACAGGUUAAGCGGAUCCACGAAUACAAGCGGCAACAAUUAAACAUUUUUGGCGUAAUACACAGGUAUCUUAAAAUAAAAGCAAUGAGUGCUAAGGAACGAGCAAAACUUGUUCCUCGUGUGUCAAUCUUUGGGGGGAAAGCUGCACCAGGAUACUGGAUGGCGAAAUCCAUUAUCCAUCUUAUUAACCAAGUGGGGUCAGUUGUUAACAGUGAUCCGGAUGUUGGUGAUCUCUUGAAAGUCAUCUUCGUGGAAGACUAUAACGUUAGUCACGAGCAUAUCUCAACUGCUGGUACGGAGGCUAGCGGGACAAGUAAUAUGAAAUUCGUCCUUAAUGGGGGACUUAUAAUUGGCACAUGCGAUGGCGCGAAUAUCGAGAUUACCCGCGAGAUUGGAGAACAAAACAUCUUCCUUUUCGGUACUCUCGCUGAAGACGUUGAAGAUCUCCGCCAUGCCCAUAUUUAUGAGAAGGAUAGCAUCACCCUAGGUAACGACCUGACCGCUGUCUUUGAUACCAUCAAGUCAGGGACGUUUGGCGAUGCCAGCUCAUUUUCGGCACUGAUUUCGGCAAUCACCGAACAUGGAGAUUACUACCUGGUCUCAGACGAUUUCCAUUCUUAUAUCACGACGCAAGAUAUGGUGGAUGAAGCCUAUCGGGAUCAAGAUGGCUGGUUGGAGAAGUGUAUUUUGAGCGUGUCGAGGAUGGGAUUUUUCUCGUCUGAUAGGGUUAUCGCGGAGUAUGCUGAUAAAUUGCGAUUUCAAUUGUUUUCUGGAAGAAGUAGCGCAGUUUCAAUAAGUCCCACAAAGGUGGGAGCGGCCAUGGGUCGCGAUUCCAGAUUUCUCCAAACGAGUGUCUAUUUCGAGAUUGUUUACUCGUGCAACCUAUGA
This is a messenger RNA of Histoplasma mississippiense, 2652 nucleotides long. RefSeq names its product glycogen phosphorylase. Bases 1 to 2652 code for a protein of 883 amino acids. Gene Ontology annotation, biological process: glycogen catabolic process. The transcript is spliced from 11 exons. Gene Ontology annotation, molecular function: pyridoxal phosphate binding; glycogen phosphorylase activity. The record is from RefSeq and is a predicted model, not a curated record. Gene Ontology annotation, cellular component: cytoplasm. Lineage: Eukaryota; Fungi; Ascomycota; Eurotiomycetes; Onygenales; Ajellomycetaceae.